AUGGAUAUCAAGCAGAUUGAGGCUUUAUCCUCCGUCAUCUCAUCUUCAGUCGCUCAGCUGAAGCAGCUCCAAAGCUCGCUCAAAACGACGGAGCACACUGCCGCUACCACCAAGGCCGAGUUCUUGAAGCCGUCGUUGGAAGUUGUGGCUGCAGCGUCGCAGCUCAUUGCGUUAGUGCGCACGCCAGAACGAUAUCUGAUGGAUAUGUCUACCGCGCAUCAAUUGAGUGCGUCGCUUCGUGUAGUGGUUGAGACACACGUAGUGGAGAUCUUGCGCGACAAGGGCAAGGGUCUCAAAAAGGCGCUGAGCGCAGAGGAGAUCGGUGCAUACAACCAUGUUAACCACCUCAAACUCGCCAGAGUUCUUCGUCUGCUUGCUACGCACCAUGUCUUCGACGAAGUGACUCCUAAUGUCUUCGCCAACAACGCCAUCUCCAAUGCUCUGGACACAGGCAAGUCCCUCGCUGAGCUCGAGGCAAGCCCAGACGAGAAGUAUGACGGUAGCAAUGGAAUCGCCGCCCUCGUCGGUAUUUUCUCUGAUGAGACGUUCCAUAAUGCUGUCUGCACAGCAGACAUCUUGAAGGAUCCUCAGACAACGAACUCCUUCUCGCCCUACGAUGCACCGUUCGCCUUGGCAUGGCCCGGCACUCGAAACAUCGCAAUGUAUGACUGGCUCAACCUUCCUGAGAACAACUAUCGCAAGAAACGAUUCGGUAUGGGAAUGCACGGCAUGAACAGCAUGACACCUUCAGAUGCGAUCUUGCGUGGCUUCGACUGGUCUAGCCUUCCUCCCGGAAGUAUCGUCGUUGACUGUGGAGGCGGUGUCGGCUCUGUGUCCCUGCCCAUCGUCCAGACAUGCCCGCAGAUACACCUCAUUGUUCAAGAUACUGCGCCUGUCGUUGCUGAAGGGCCUACUUUCUGGCAAGCGAACCAGCCCCAAGCUCUUGCACAAGGACGUGUGACCUUCCAAGGACACAAUUUCUUCGAGCCUCAGCCCGCUGAGAACAAGAACAUCUCUGUGUUCCUACUACGGAUGAUCAUGCACAACUGGCCCGAUGCAGAGUGCAUCAAAAUCUUGAAGAAUGUACGCAACAGCUGCACGAGGGAUACUCGCAUCGUCAUCGUCGACAACAUCAUGCUGUUCGCGUCUCGUUCGCAAGAGAUCGCAGGCCAGGAGACCGGCACCUCUGACCCCGAUGCCCUCGCGCCUGAGCCGCUGCUCGCCAACUGGGGUGUCGCCAACUCCCUCUCGUACAAGCAAGAUCUCAACAUGCUGAGCAACCACAAUGCGUGCGAGCGGACAGUGCCAGAGUUUGCGUCUCUGCUUUCGCAAGCCAACUUCCGCAUCGUCGAGGUGCAUCAAGCGCACCAGAGUUGGCUGCCGCAGGUCGUGGCCGUCCCCAUCUGA
Molecule: messenger RNA, 1407 nt
Organism: Rhodofomes roseus
Lineage: Eukaryota; Fungi; Basidiomycota; Agaricomycetes; Polyporales; Fomitopsidaceae
Product: S-adenosyl-L-methionine-dependent methyltransferase
Exons: 8
Coding region: 1-1407 (468 amino acids)
Molecular function (GO): O-methyltransferase activity
Source: RefSeq, a predicted model, not a curated record